Messenger RNA from Clonostachys rhizophaga, 870 nucleotides. NCBI's taxonomy places the organism in Eukaryota, Fungi, Ascomycota, Sordariomycetes, Hypocreales, Bionectriaceae. The record is from the annotation of a GenBank genome assembly.
AUGUCCGAGUUCACCAUCAAUGACGCUGACUUUGCGAAUCUUCGAGGGCAGACAGUGGUAGUGACCGGAUCAUCAUCUGGAAUUGGCCUAGAGACGGCCAAGUUGCUCCUGGAUGUCGGGGCAUUCGUCGUUGCAGGAGAUUUGAACCCCGUUCCCAUCGAGCACGAGAAUAUCGCCUUCCGCCAAACCAAUAUCACAAUAUGGGAGGAUCUUCUGGGAUUAUUUGAACUGGCUGAGCGCAAGCAUGGGAAAGUAGACCAUGUAUUUGCAAACGCCGGGGUCGCGCCAAGGGCGCUCUUCGUGGAGGAUGAAGUCGACGAGAACGGCAAACCAGUCCCGCCAAAUUUGAGCGUUGUUGACGUGAAUCUAAAAGGGACAAUCUACACCGUUACUAUGGGCUUGCAUUUCCUCAAGAAGCAAAAGAAGGGGAGCAUCGUUGUUACUGCUUCAGCGUCAAGCUUCCAAAGGUUUGGGUGUACAGACUAUGGGGUGGCAAAGCAUGGCGCUUUGGGACUCAUCCGUGGCUUGCAUUUGAACCUCAAAGUCUUGAACCCUGCAAUUCGCAUUAAUGGCAUUGCUCCCAAUUGGACAGAGACAGGGAUUGCCACACAGCGUGUCACUGAAACGAUUGGAGCCAAACUACAAGGAACAGAUGUCCCUGCUCGAUCAACAGCGAUAUUAAUGGCAGAUGAAUCCAGGAAAGGACAGCUUAUUUUCUCGGUCCACGGGAGACAGAUUGAGAUCGAAGAAGCUCUUCUAUUGAAGUCAGUGAAUGAGGGUCUUAUUCGAGAAUAUUUACCGGACGAAGAGUUUGCGUUUGAUAAGUUGGCCGAUGUAUAUCUCUCUCGGCUUCCCAAGAAAUGGAACUGA